Molecule: messenger RNA, 696 nt
Organism: Phytomonas sp. Hart1
Lineage: Eukaryota; Euglenozoa; Kinetoplastea; Trypanosomatida; Trypanosomatidae
Source: the annotation of a GenBank genome assembly
AUGCAUUAUCCAUCGCAGGAAUCCCCUUACAAUGUGUACCCACCUGGACCGCCCCCCAACCAGUCUCUCCCGCCUACUUACGUGCAUCUUUCUGCACAGUACCCCAACGAGUCUCUUUCCAAUGCUUGUGUGUAUCCGCCACCUCUUUAUUGUCCCCCGGGCCCUUAUCCGUUUGACACAUCCACGCUUCCGCCAAUCCCAGAGUUGCCAGUCGUGUUUCAAAAUGCCGACAAGGAUGGCAGUGGUGCCAUUGACGUUAUCGAGCUUAAUAAUGUUCUUUCCUCGAGAAGUAUGACUUUCAGCCUUUCCACAACAGAGAAAUUACUAGAUAUGUUUAGUAAGGAACGGAGAGGGCUUGUUACCUUCGAUGAGUUCAAGGGGCUUUACUUUUUUGUCAAGAUCAUGUAUGACCGAUUCGUUGAGCGUGAUAUCUCCAAAGAAGGACGUCUAAGUGGAGAAGAAAUACGUUUGGCAAUUCGCGAGGGUGGCUACAAAAUUUCGGAAGAAACAUUUCAAGCAUUAAUGUCUAAGUUUGACCGUAGCAAGAGCGGCUCAUUAGGAUUUGAUGACUACAUUGAACUGUCCAUUUACAUUUCCAAGGUACGCAGUGUUUUUGGAUAUUAUGAUCGGCAGCGUACAGGGGAAGUGGUUUUUAACUUUAACACCUUUAUGGCUGGAAGUCUCUCUACACUUUAA